CGCCGUGUAAAGCAGGAACCAGAGCACGUGGUCUUGUUGUGUAGCUACCACGCGUAAGACGUGGUUAGCUAACUAAAUGGGAUAUCAAGCCGUUUGACUGCGGGACUGCUCCGGACAGUAUGAUAACGCCCGCAUUCGAGUUGAGUCAAGACUCUGACUACCUCACACUGGUUAUCCGCGUCCCCUACACCAGAACAUCCGAAUUUGAUAUCUGCAUUGACGGAAGUGACUUCAAGUUUUACGCCAAACCUUAUUUUCUCAGGUUGAAUUUGCCUGGAAGAAUAGUGCAGGAUGGACGAGAAAAGGCCUCCUUUGACAUUGAUAAAGGUCUUUUCACGAUGCGUGUCCCUAAGGAGAAAGCAGGACAUCACUUCGAGGGCCUGCAGAUGCUAACCUCCCUGUUGGCACCCAAAGGUUCCCGCUCGGCCAAGGCCCUGGUGGAAGACGUGGGGGCAUGCGGUGGGAGCGAGGCAGGCCAGGAGUAUGAAGAUGAAGAGGAGGAGUUUGACUGGCAGGUGGAACAGGAGAUGUAUGUGGCACCCUCGGUGGAAGACCUGCAAAAGCUGCAGAAGUACGGCUUCGGAAACCUAAGGACUGCUGUCUUCUCCAGGCUGCAGGAGGAGCUGUCAGACGUUAUUGACGUCGGCGACCCGGACAACUCCACCCCUACCGCGAGGAGGCGUGAUCGCUUGGAUGCCGAGACCUCCGUGUUCUGCGCCGACCAUUACCUGUGUGACUUGUAUGAAGGCGAAGAGAUGAGACAAGUCUAUCUCAACUUUAAGCCAUGGUGGAGUGAGAUGGCACCUCCCUCUGACAGCCAUGCUGAAAUCACCGUGACUUUCACAGACGAGGAAAAAGAACAAAUGAGAAAGUUCCCAAACCGCUCCCACCUGCUGGAUCCGGCAACUAGACGCACCAUUUGGCUGGGCCUGCUGGACAUCGUCCUCGCCUAUGUGUACGACGUGCGCACUACGAACGGAGAGCACAAUGUGGAGUCUGCGUGGACUAUAAGAAAGCUGAGUGGGACUCUGAGCUGGCUGGAGACAUAUCACUCCGUGCACGAGGUGCUGGUGUCUUUCGGAAGAAGGGUACUCUGCUAUCCACUGCAUCGCCACUUCUCUCUGAUCAUGGCUGCGAUGAGGGACACUGCACACAUAUUCCAGUGUGGCAAGGCCUGCGUCCUGAAAUGCCUGCUGGCUGUCCACAAGGUCUUCAGAGAGAACGAGCCCGCCUACAUCCUCAACGAUCUAUACAUCACAGACUAUUGCGUGUGGAUCCAGCGAGCCAAGUCCAGGCAUGUGGUGGCCCUGGCCGAACCCCUGCGCACAGCCAAGCUGCGCAAGGAGCACCUGGACCUGGAGCUGGACAUCCUGGAGGAAGCCGCCCAUCUUGUGAUGGAGGAUGAGGAGCAAAAGUGGAAAGUCACGGAGGAGGAUGACGAUUGCAAUGGCAGCGAGGAGGAGGAGGAGGAGGAGGAAGACUCCAGCAGCACCGAGGAGGAGGAGGAGGAAGAAGACUCCAGCAGCAGCGAGGAGGAGGAAGAUUCGAGCGGAAACAUGGGAGUGGGGGAGGAAGCGGGCUCUGGUGGUGGCAAGGGGGAGGAGGAUGGCCGCAUCCACACUUUCAGAGAGGAACGAGGGGGAGGAGGGGAAGCAGAAGGGGUUGCCUCCCGACCUCAGCCAGGCCACAGCUCACGCCAGGCAGCCUCGCUGGCUGAACCUUCCCCCCUUGCUCAGGAGCUCCAGUGCGGAGGAAGGGGAGGGCCAGGCGAGCACAGAAGGCUGAUCCAAGAGUUAGGAGUGAGGUUGGAGGAGGGACUUCAAAUCGAGGAGAGCACACUUCUGACAGAAGGGCGCUCCAGGAGCCGUAGCAUAGAGGGAGAGUGUGAGGCACUGAGAAAGGAAUCAACAGUAAGGAAGGACUUGUUAUGCUCUCAGCCACAUAGGAACCCUCUGCGAAUUGUGGAUACCAAGGAACUGGACAGUGACGAUGAGGAUAAUCCAAAUUAGUGAGUGAUAUAACAAGGACGCAGAAAAACGGUGGACAUCAGUGGACUGUAAUUUGAUACUUCUAUGCCAGUACUGAAGAAUAUGUUUUGAAUUGGCUCUUAAAAGGAAACUUAUUGUUGAAAAUACACUUUAAGAAUUAGAUUUUGUCCAGUUUUUUUUUCUAUUGUCCUUGAAAAUAUACAUUAAAUGUUAUGUUUUUUGCACUGAUUUUA
This is a messenger RNA of Electrophorus electricus (electric eel), 2221 nucleotides long. RefSeq names its product SHQ1, H/ACA ribonucleoprotein assembly factor (gene shq1). The record is from RefSeq and is a predicted model, not a curated record. Gene Ontology annotation, cellular component: nucleoplasm; cytoplasm. Lineage: Eukaryota; Metazoa; Chordata; Actinopteri; Gymnotiformes; Gymnotidae. Gene Ontology annotation, biological process: box H/ACA snoRNP assembly.